AUGUUGCUAUCUCCAAAUGAGGGUAGUGGGGGUAGUAACACAUUCUCAGAUGUUUUGUUGUCAAAUUAUCUUCACAACAAUAUUGAUAAUAACAAUACUUAUACUGACAUUAACAAUAACAAUAACGAUGAUGUUGUUGAUAAUAAUGUUGUAAACACACCACAAAAUAUAGUACAAGAUAUCUUUCCUGUUAACAACAACGAUGAAAGUAAAACAUACAAUGUCAACGAAAUCGAUUUUUUUAAAAAUAUAUCACCAUCAAAUAAUAUUGAGGAGAGAACUGAUGUAAAUUGCAACAUGUGUCACAUCUGUGAAAUAGAACAUGAAAAGGAUUUAGACUCGACGUGGGUGAAUUGCAACCGUAGAAACUGUGAUUAUUGGGUGCAUGUAGUAUGUGUUGGCAUUGACAUCAGUGACAAAUGGUUAAAAAAUCUGAAAUAUUUUUGUCCAACCCAUAAUGCGGUUCGCGUGACUGCUGCACGAAAACGACUUUUUAAAAAGAAAUAG
This is a messenger RNA of Hydractinia symbiolongicarpus, 507 nucleotides long. Its product is annotated as probable basic-leucine zipper transcription factor S. The record is from RefSeq and is a predicted model, not a curated record. Bases 1 to 507 code for a protein of 168 amino acids. The transcript has a single exon. Lineage: Eukaryota; Metazoa; Cnidaria; Hydrozoa; Anthoathecata; Hydractiniidae.